GAAAACAACUUUGAAUAGUUUAUUGAAUUAACUAAGAUUGGGUAAACACAUUUGUUCAUAGAGGAGGUAUCAAACGUCUCGAGCCACCCACCGCACAACAAUAUCAAUAUCAAUACCAAUAACAUCAGCAACAUGGAGAUCAAAGACUUGCAGAUUGAAAUUGCAGGAAAAGAUGAAGCUAAGAAGCAUCAAUUGGCUCCUAAAAGAAAAUCCAAUAAAGAUAGGCACACUAAAGUUGAAGGCAGAGGAAGGAGGAUUCGCAUGCCUGCACUCUGUGCUGCUAGGAUUUUCCAACUCACACGCGAAUUGGGUCAUAAAUCUGAUGGAGAGACGAUCCAGUGGCUAUUACAGCAGGCAGAGCCCUCCUUAAUUGCUGCAACUGGCAAUGGAACAAUUCCGGCAUCGGCUUUAGCCGCAGCUGGACCCUCUGUUUCCGCUGGUUUGCAGCAAAAGAUGGAUGGAAGUAUUAGUAAUAGUAGUAGUAGGACCAGUUGGCCUAUGGCCCAGUUGGCCACAACAGGGAUAUGGCCCCCAUCUGCUCCUGAUGUCACUAAUUUUGGCCACAAUUUGGGAACUGAAAGUCUGCAAAAGAUUAGUUUCCCUGGAUUUGACCUCCCCUCUACCAAUUUGAGUUUUACAUCUAUGUUGGGUGCCACUAACCUACCUGGGUUGGAGCUCGGAUUAUCACAAGAUGCUCAUAUGAAUUCUCAGUCUCUGAAUCAGAUUUACCAGCAGAUGGGGCAUUCAAGAAUGCACCAGCAGCAACAACCUUCUCCCGAGGAUGAUAAUUCUCAAGGAUCAGGACAGUAGAGCUUUCAUAUAAUACUGAUUUUGGGGUAUAUAAAGUGAAAUUGUGUUUUCUAAGCUAGGGUUUAUUUUUAGGAAAUAGUUUAGCAGUUCAUUUUGACCUUUAUAUCCUAGCGGAGUGCUUAUAUCUUCGUUUGUUGAAAUAAACAUAGAAAUCAUAUAUCCAGAAGCAAUUUUCUCUCUUGUGUAACACAUAGAUUCAGUGCAAGACGCUGAAUUCUGAAC
Molecule: messenger RNA, 1032 nt
Organism: Solanum stenotomum
Lineage: Eukaryota; Viridiplantae; Streptophyta; Magnoliopsida; Solanales; Solanaceae
Product: transcription factor TCP20
Exons: 1
Coding region: 133-810 (225 amino acids)
Cellular component (GO): nucleus
Molecular function (GO): DNA-binding transcription factor activity; sequence-specific DNA binding
Source: RefSeq, a predicted model, not a curated record